AUGGUGGCCACUGUACGACUCGGGCUCAUCGCGAGCGUUCUCGGUGCUGUGGCGUGUGAAGCAGCUCUCCUGCCGAACGGCCAAGGAGCUGGCCAGGCAGUUCUCGGUCAUGCAGCUCCAACCCAAUCGUCGCAAUUGGCAGGCUCAACAGAGACAAGCUCGAGCACCACCACCAGCAGGCAUGAGUGGUCCGACUUGGCAGGCUACAUCACGUCCUUCAUGGAGGAAUGGCACAUUACUGGCUUGUCGAUUGCCAUCAAGGACGGUCAAAGGAAUGAGAGCUGGGCUGAGGGCUUUGGCUUCGCCGACCGCGAUACCAUGGAACCCAUGACACCACAUACCAUGACGUUCACUGGGAGCACUACAAAGUCCUUCACAGCAGCCGCAUUGUCACUUCUCGUGGACAACUCGACAGACUACAGCGGCAUCACAUGGACGACGCCAAUCUCGUCCCUCCUGCCGGAAGACUUUAUCCUCAGCGACGACUGGGCCACACGGCACAUCACCGUCGAGGACGCCCUGACUCACCGCACUGGCCUGCCAAGCCAUGACAUGGCCUGGGUGCGGACGACACGUGACCUGGUCCGCGGCUUGCGCUACCUGCCGUUCUCCGCGGAACCCCGGACCGUAUUUCAGUAUAGCAACAAGAUGUACGGUGUCCUGGGCUAUCUAAUUGCCAAGUUGACGGAACUCAAGGUCGGAGAGGUGUUUCACAAGUACCUCUGGCAGCCCAUGGGCAUGCACGAGACAUUCUUUGGAUACCCGGACGCCCUCGCAAGCGGAGUGCCCCUGGCCAAGUGCUACCACUGGUCAGAGACCUUGGGCCGGCACGUGAAAGUGCCGUACGAGCUCGACCCGGCUGACGCGGCGGCGGGGGACGUCGUGUCGAAUGUGCUCGACUACACGACCUAUCUGCAGACCAUGAUCGCCGAGGGCGGGCCCAUUUCGGCGUCUGGGCAUCACGAGAUCAAGCAGCCCAGGAUCUUGGCCAAACUUGCGCAGCCGCCGUUCACGGGGCCGGUGUUUUACAGCCUAGGCUGGUUCGCCAGCUUCUUCCGUGGUGAGCAGGUAUGGUGGCACACUGGUCAGACAUCGGAUUUCUUGUCAAUCAUGAUCAUGGUUCCGGCGAGGCAGAUUAGCGUUGUGGUGUUGGUCAACCAGGGCGAACCCGCAUUUGAGGCUGUUGCCUACCGCGCACUCUAUGAACUGUUUGAUGUUCCCCGGGAGGAGCGGGUUGAUUUUGACACGAAAAUGAAGGAGAACAAAAAGGCAAAGAAAGAGGUCGUCAGAUCUUGUCCGAAACGAGCCUAUUCUUCCCUCCCGAAGACUGCUCUUCCCCCAGCUCUACCAUUCUCAAGCUAUGAUGGAACCUACGAGAAUCCAGGAUAUGGGCAGGUCAAACUUACACUCGACUGCGAAGACGCCGCUUCGGCGCUAUGGCACUCACGAUUCUCGUCACCAUCAUCAUCCACGACGGAUGAACACAAGAGUACUUGCAAGUUACUCCUGAGCCGCCGAGACGACGCGUAUCCCCACGUUCUGGUGGACCUGGAGCACCAGUCUGGAGAGUACUGGCUUGGCUGGCUGCGGUAUGGCGAGUGGCAGGAUCCGCAGAACCCGCUGACCUGCGUGCGCGCCGAGUUCCAUAUCGGAUCGGAUGGGGAGGUGGCACAGCUCGGAAUCGAUUUGCGGCUUGAGGGUGAGGACAAGCCCCUGGUCUGGUACCAGAGGACAACCGGUUGA
Microdochium trichocladiopsis is the source of this 1743-nucleotide messenger RNA. Its product is annotated as beta-lactamase/transpeptidase-like protein. The record is from RefSeq and is a predicted model, not a curated record. Lineage: Eukaryota; Fungi; Ascomycota; Sordariomycetes; Xylariales; Microdochiaceae. The coding region runs from base 1 to 1743 and encodes 580 amino acids. The transcript is spliced from 3 exons.